UGAAUUCCUGUUUGAACUGCCUGACUGGUGAGUUCUUCUCUUCUCUCAGAGACCAAAUGGCUUCCAGCUCAGAGGAGGAUCUCUGCUGUCCUGUCUGCCAGGACGUCUUUAAAGAUCCUGUCCUCCUGUCAUGCAGCCACAGCUUCUGUAGAGCCUGUCUGCAGAGCUGGUGGACAGAGAAACCAAUAAAAGACUGUCCAGUUUGUAAGAGAAGAUCUUCAAGGAGUGAUCCACCUCGUAACCUGGUGUUGAAGAACCUGUGUGAGGCCUUCUUACUGCAGAGAGAUCAGAGAGCUUCAGCAGGGCCAGAGCUCCUCUGCAGUCUGCACUCUGAGAAACUCAAGCUCUUCUGUCUGGACCAUCAGCAGCCAGUGUGUGUCGUCUGUCGAGAUUCAGAAACUCACACCGACCACAGAUUGAGACCCGUCAACGAAGCUGCACGAAACCACAAGAAGGAACUUGAGGAAUCACUGAAGCCCUUCCUGGAGAAACUGGAGCUCUUUAAUGAAGUUAAAGCAAACUGUGAUGAAACAGCAGAGCACAUUAAGGUCCAGGCCCGACGCACAGAGAGGCAGAUUAAGGAGGAGUUUAAGAAGCUUCACCAGUUUCUCCAAGAGGAAGAGGAGGCCAGGAUCGGCGCUCUGAGGGAGGAAGAGGAGCAGAAGAGUCGGACGAUGAAGGAGAAGACGGAGGCUCUGAGCAGAGAGAUGGCAGCCCUUUCAGACACAAUCAGAGCCAUAGAGAAGGAGCUGAGAGCUGAAGACGUCUCAUUCCUGCUCAACUACAAGGCUACAGUGGAGAGAGUCCAGCGCCCCCUGCUGGAGGAUCCACAGCUGCUCUCAGGAGCUCUGAUAGACGAGGCCAAACACCUGGGCAACCUGAGCUUCACCGUCUGGGACAAGAUGAAGGAGGUGGUCUCCUACACUCCUGUGGUUCUGGACCCCAACACUGCUGGUCCAACACUCGUCCUGUCUGAAGAUCUGACCAGUGUGAGACGAGGACAGAGACAGAAACUUCCUGACAACCCAGAGAGGAUGAACUUCCAUGCUGUCCUGGGAUCUGAGGGCUUCAGCUCAGAGACUCACAGCUGGGACGUUGAGGUUGGAGAAAACACAGACUGGGAGCUGGGUGUUUUAUCAGAAUCUGUCCAGAGGAAGGAAAAUGUAGAGUCUGGAUUAUGGGGAAUACAGUUCUCUGAUGGUCAGUACAUGUCAUUUUCCCCAUCAGAUAAAGACACUGCUCUCUUACUGGGCAACAACAUCCAGAAGAUCAGAGUCCAUCUGGACUGGAACAGAGGACAGCUGACCUUCUCUGAUCCUGAUACUAACACACACAUACACACCUUCACACACACUUUCACUGAGAAGCUGUUUCCUUACAUUAGCAAUGGAGAUGAAGUGCCUCUGAACAUCUUACCUGAACAAAGCUUCGCUGGUGUGGCGCUGGCUUUGAGGGUUUUGUUUGUAAUUGAUCUCCUUCAGCUGCACAGCACUCAAGAUAGUGAAGGUGUGGUCUCCUACACUCCUGUGGUUCUGGACCCCAACACCGCUGGUCCAACACUCGUCCUGUCUGAAGAUCUGACCAGCGUGAGACGAGGACAGGGACAGAAACUUCCUGACAACCCAGAGAGGAUUGGGGGUGUCCUGGGAUCUGAGGGCUUCAGUUCAGGGACUCACAGCUGGGAUGUUGAGGUUGGAGACAAUCCAGACUGGGUCCUGGGUGUGUUAGAAGAGUCUAACCAGAAGAGGAAAGAUUCACAGUCUGGAUUAUGGACAGUAGUUCUCACUCUGGGUAAUUAUGUAGUCGUCUCUGAAACAGAUGAAGAUGCCGUUCUCCCAGUUCAGAAGAAGCUCCAGAGGAUCAGAGUUCAUCUGGACUGGAACAGAGGACAGCUGACCUUCUCUGAUCCUGAUACUAACACACACAUACACACCUUCACACACACUUUCACUGAGAAGCUGUUUCCAGUGUUUGAUACUGGAGAUGAAGUGCCUCUGAAGAUUUUGCCAUGGAAGGUCUCUGUAACAGUGGAACAGCACAGGUAGAGAUGCUGCUGCUGAUGGUUUUAGUUCUGAUGAAGAUGAUGAUGAUGAAGAUGUCAUGCUGUAUUGCAAGCCAUCUGUUUUUAGGGUAAAACGGUAAUUCUCUCAUUUAAGGAAUUCAUUACAUAAACAU
This is a messenger RNA of Myripristis murdjan (pinecone soldierfish), 2175 nucleotides long. Its product is annotated as E3 ubiquitin-protein ligase TRIM39-like. Gene Ontology annotation, molecular function: protein binding; zinc ion binding. The record is from RefSeq and is a predicted model, not a curated record. The transcript is spliced from 3 exons. The coding region runs from base 57 to 2045 and encodes 662 amino acids. Lineage: Eukaryota; Metazoa; Chordata; Actinopteri; Holocentriformes; Holocentridae.